AUGCAAUCUCAAACCUUCCUCUUCACUUCCAUUCUUUUGGUUGUCAUCGUUGCCUUCUGUUCUGCCGCCCCAAUGAUCGAAGCGCCAAGACUGGAAAAACCAACCAAUCUGGAAAUCCUUUUCGCCAAAAUCGUCAAGAAGCAGAACGACGCCAAGCAGCACCGACUCAUCAACUUCAUUAGCCGUGCUAUGCCAGGAGGUGUUGAUGCUCCAGUCGCAAUGAUGGCUGAGUACGAGACAUUCAAAUCUGACAAAUCAGCCAACUUCCUCAACGACGGAGCCGGACACGUCGUCUUCCGUCAAUACAGACGUGCUCGCCUUUCUGAUAUUCUCCACAACGUCAACCGCCGUGCCGGAGGUGUCUAA
Messenger RNA from Caenorhabditis briggsae, 366 nucleotides. The record is from RefSeq and is a predicted model, not a curated record. NCBI's taxonomy places the organism in Eukaryota, Metazoa, Nematoda, Chromadorea, Rhabditida, Rhabditidae. The coding region runs from base 1 to 366 and encodes 121 amino acids. The transcript has 3 exons.